Messenger RNA from Pseudocercospora fijiensis CIRAD86, 249 nucleotides. RefSeq lists its product as uncharacterized. The transcript is spliced from 3 exons. Lineage: Eukaryota; Fungi; Ascomycota; Dothideomycetes; Mycosphaerellales; Mycosphaerellaceae. Bases 1 to 249 code for a protein of 82 amino acids. The record is from RefSeq and is a predicted model, not a curated record.
AUGGAAGUCUUCCUUCAAGCUGGGAGAUGUCAGAACCCUGAUCUUAUCAUCGAAUUAGCUGUCUUUGAUGGUACAAAACCGUGUGUGGAUGCGACUGAGAUUCUUGGAUUUCAGAAACGAGGUGGCGACAAAAAAGCAGUUUCGGCCGAGAAUUCGCCGCUAGCCGAAGUACAAAUCUACACAUGGCACACACACACACACACACACACCGGCACAGAAUACUGUGUACGUAGAGGAGUUCGAGGUUGA